CGCUUCCCAUUUCCUGUCUGAACGGGAUACGGGAUUUGCGUUGAAUUUAUAAAAAAUGACUACGGAAACCACUGAGGAACUGACUAUCUCUAAAACUGACACUCAUGAGACAACAGCUCAGACUGCAAAGAUUUCACAUGACGAUGACAAAGUUAUUGACUUUAAGAAGUUGGAGUCUGAACUUCAAAAUGCUGUAGAGGGAGAGGCUAGAUACUGGAGAGAAAAUGAUGCAAAGUUCCGAGCUGUUCACCAGAAAGUUGCAUCUUAUGACGAGUUUCGUGACAUUGUCCUGGCAUCCCACCUUCUGCCGCUCGAGAAAGACGACAGACUGACAAACAUCAAGUUUAUACAGCCAUGGAACACACAGGCUCAGAAGAAACAGGACAGUGGAAACAGAGAAACUACUGCUGAAAUUCCAAAGGCUAAAGACUGGCCAACAUCGGGUCAAGGAUUUGUGCGAGAAUGGCGGAGAUUAAAUAAGGACACCAAACAACAGUACGCUUACCUGCUGCAAAUAGGUGGUGAACAACUAGGAACGAUUUUCAAAACCGAGAUCGGUUUUGGAUUACUAGGAGAGUUUGGAAAUUGCCUGAAUUGCGCUUUUGCGGAACAAGAUUCUAAUGCCAUAUUGUGCAUUCUUCAACAUUUGAGCACUACAAAUAGGUUUUCAUUGACGGUUCAGUUUUUGAGUUCUAAAGAGGAAAGAUUAUUUUAA
This is a messenger RNA of Dreissena polymorpha, 715 nucleotides long. Its product is annotated as coiled-coil domain-containing protein 103-like. Gene Ontology annotation, cellular component: outer dynein arm. Bases 56 to 715 code for a protein of 219 amino acids. NCBI's taxonomy places the organism in Eukaryota, Metazoa, Mollusca, Bivalvia, Myida, Dreissenidae. Gene Ontology annotation, biological process: inner dynein arm assembly; epithelial cilium movement involved in extracellular fluid movement; determination of left/right symmetry. The transcript is spliced from 4 exons. The record is from RefSeq and is a predicted model, not a curated record.